This is a messenger RNA of Scomber scombrus (Atlantic mackerel), 2399 nucleotides long. RefSeq names its product NIPA like domain containing 4 (gene nipal4). Gene Ontology annotation, biological process: magnesium ion transport. Gene Ontology annotation, molecular function: magnesium ion transmembrane transporter activity. Gene Ontology annotation, cellular component: membrane. The record is from RefSeq and is a predicted model, not a curated record. Lineage: Eukaryota; Metazoa; Chordata; Actinopteri; Scombriformes; Scombridae.
GUCCCGGUGGGGGCGGGGAACGUGAUGCACCUGUUGUGUGCACGGCUCGUCCCAGCUGGGCGGGGUCAGGUGUCUUUUGUUUACCUCCACCUCUCUGCUGGGUUUCAGUCGGUGUGUUAUCGUGUCUUUCUAUCAGCAGCAGAUAGAAGUGUUCAUCACAGCUGCUCUUCUGGUUAGCAGCGCAGUUAUCUGUGGUCGCAGAGAUCCUGAUGUUUGGUUUGUAGGUUUUUUGGAGGUUUGUAGUUUGACUCCUUGCUCUCCGGUCGGUGCUGAGUUUCUGUAGCCACAACAAAGAGCCAGUAUGAGAGAAGUCCACCUGAAUAAUGAGACGUGCAUGAACGGGUCGGAGGUCAGGUUGUGGUGCGGCUCUCAGGCUGCUGUGUGUGUCGUUACCGGAGAUCAAACACUCGUCCACACAUCCUUCACACACCUGAGCAAUGGCACUCAGGUGACAGCUCUUCAGACUCUCACCUACCACCAGUGGCUCGGUCUGACUCUGGCGCUGCUCUCCGCCUUCCUGAUUGGCGGCAGCGUCAUUCUUAAGAAGAAAGCUCUCCUCCGAUUGGCCGUCAGUGGAAACACCAGAGCAGGUGAUGGAGGUCAUGGCUACCUGAAGGACUGGUUGUGGUGGGGAGGCUUGUUAACCAUGGGAGCAGGUGAGGUCUGUAACUUUGCCGCCUACAUGUUUGCUCCGGCGACGCUGGUGACUCCGCUGGGCGCUCUGAGUGUCCUCAUCAGUGCAGUUCUGUCCUCCUACCUGUUGGGGGAGGUGUUGAACGUUGUGGGGAAGCUGGGUUGUCUGCUGUGCGUGCUGGGAAGCAUCCUGCUGGUUAUCCACGCGCCUCAGGAACAGGAAGUGACAUCACUACAGGACAUGACCAACAAGCUGCUGGAGCCUGGUUUCCUGGUGUACAUGUCGGCCGUGUUGGUGCUGUGUGUAGUCCUCGUUGUGUAUUUCUCUCCUCGGGUCGGCAGCUCAAACAUCCUCGUCUACAUCAGCAUCUGCUCGCUGCUCGGAGCUUUCACCGUCUCCUCUGUGAAGGGCCUCGCCAUCGCCAUCCAGACCGUGUAUUAUGAUAUUUCUGCUCGCAGUCCUCUCACCUGGAUCCUGCUGAUCACACUCAUCGUUUCCAUAGUAACACAGGUAAACUACCUGAACAAGUCUCUGGACUCCUUCAACACGCUGCUGGUCUAUCCCAUCUACUACGUGCUCUUCACCUCCGUGGUCCUCUCCACCUCCAUCAUCCUCUUCCAGGAGUGGAGCAGCAUGGCGGUCGUCGACAUCGUCACCACCGUCGGAUCCUUCCUGGUCAUCGUUGUGGGCGUGGCCAUGCUGCACCUGUUCAAAGAGCUGCAGAUGACGAUGUCGCAGCUGACCAAUCAGCUGUCUCAGCCUGUGGAGAGGGAGGAGCCUGUCGACGAGGUCUCAGCCAAUCAACAGGCCCGAGGAGAAGAGGGGGGGCGGAGGAAUAAAAAGGAGGAUAAAUACGGACUGAUGGACAACAUGGUGAUAGAGAGUCUUCCUCCGAUGAGAGAGGAAGGGCCGAGAGUCUUCAUCAUCAGCUGAGACAGGAAGGAGACGCAGAAAUCAGAGCAGAGUGAGACAUCUCUGAUUCCUCUCUGCUGACGGCCGGAGUCUGUGAAGCUGACACACACACACACACACACACACACACACACACACACACACACACACACACACACACACACACACACACACGUUAACUAUAAAAUAUCACAAUAUUGAUUUAUCGCCCGGCCCUAGUAAGUUUAUACAUAUUUUUAUUUACAGUACACUCCAGUUUUAUGAGAGGACACACACCAUUUCACUGAUGAUCGUGUGUGUGUGUGUGUGUGUGUGUGUGUGUGUGUGUGUGUGUGUGUGUGUGUGUGUGUGUGUGUGUGUGUGCAGCUGGAGACUCUUCUGUUUAUGAAGCACAGAGGAACAAAAAACAACCAAACUAAUGAGUCUAUGUGUCUGAUUGAGCUUCUUAAAGGAACAUUACACUGUUUAUAUUCAUGUUUUAGCACAAUAACAACACAUCACAUGUAAUUUACAUUAAUAAUCAUCAUCAUCAUCAUCAUCAUCAUCAUCAUCAGUGUUUUCAGAGCAUUUUUACAUCAUACUUGUGAAUCAAAGCUUUGUAUAAUCUAUAACAGAAAGUCCACUUAACUUCAUUUUUAUAAACUAACUCAGGCAGAUAAACGUAGACAUGAUUUAUAGAAAUGAUCUCAAACCAAACGCUGUAUGUUUAAUAUGCAAAGUCUGUGAUUUGAUGUUAAACUGUUUAAAGUGCAAAACACUCUGGUUCAGUUUUCUGAUUCUGUUGCAAACAAAUCUCAUGUUUUAUAUUUUCACUGCAUGUAAAUCAUUUCAAUAAAGAACUGUGAUGAAGGAU